Molecule: messenger RNA, 2915 nt
Organism: Patella vulgata (common limpet)
Lineage: Eukaryota; Metazoa; Mollusca; Gastropoda; Patellidae
Product: ras-related protein Rab-37
Exons: 8
Coding region: 299-994 (231 amino acids)
Biological process (GO): protein secretion; regulation of exocytosis; neurotransmitter receptor transport to postsynaptic membrane
Cellular component (GO): trans-Golgi network transport vesicle; endosome; plasma membrane
Molecular function (GO): GTPase activity; GTP binding
Source: RefSeq, a predicted model, not a curated record
UCUUGUAUGGGAUGCGGUGUGUUUUGUAGUGCGUGUUUCUGAUAUCCGCAAAAUCCAAUAGUCAUUACUUGGUUUAUUUGGUUGAAGUCAAGUGUCCGCAUGAUAACCUUGGUUAUGUGUGCUGUUCUAUGAUCAAAUUCUCUCUCCUGUUGUACAGUCCUGGUUCGCAUAAAGAAGCAUUACAUUGUGUAUGAAGAGUAAAAUCUGUACAGUACAUUCUGAUCAAUAGUCGUGGGAAUAAUGUGCUAACAGCUCUCGGAUAAUUCCAACAGUAAAUUGACGUCUGCUUGUUAGUAAAAUGGCGGGAUUAGAAACUCAAAGUGCAGGAUUAAGAGUUGUUCAAAAUGGUCGUCCAACGUCCCUAUUACCUAAUGAAGAUAAUAAAGACGCUCCUUAUGAUGAUGCAAUAAUACACAAGACGAUAUUGGUAGGAGAUAGUGGAGUUGGUAAAACCAGUUUAUUGGUGCAGUUUGAUCAGGGCAAGUUCCAAGCUGGUGCAUUCUCAGCAACAGUUGGAAUCGGAUUUACGAACAAAGUAGUAGAAGUUGAUGGUGCUAAAGUUAAAUUACAGAUCUGGGAUACGGCGGGACAAGAACGAUUCCGCAGCAUAACACGAGCAUAUUAUCGUGAUGCAAAUGCCUUGCUAUUAUUAUAUGAUGUUACUAAUAAAAACAGCUUUGAUAAUAUCAGAGCUUGGUUAGCUGAAAUAAAUGAAUAUGCUCAAGAAGAUGUUGUGAUAAUGUUAUUAGGUAAUAAAUGUGAUGUAGCAGGUGAAAGACAAUUACGUCGAGAAGAUGGUGAAAGGUUAGCAAAGGAAUAUGGUGUAGCAUUUAUGGAAACCAGUGCCAAGACUGGAAUGAAUGUAGAGUUAGCUUUUAUGGCUGUUGCUAGGGAUUUAAAGAUGAAAAAGACAAGAAAGCCAAAUGAACCCCAGUUUAAUGUAGCUGAUUAUGUUGAUCAGGAAAAAAGUACAAGUCAGUGUUGUAGCAGCUAACAUUAUAUUAAAUCUCAGGACCAUAUUCAUGCUACCAUUACAUAGUUCUAUAAUAUACAAGAUGUGAUGAAGUAUUCUGAUUAACUAUAUGGAAUAAUGAUCUUCUCUUAUAUCUGCCACUAGAAAACAUAUUUGAAAAAACAAAAACAUUAUAUUUGCCAUGUGUUUUAUCCUGCCGUUGGCUUUAUCUCGACUUUAUCUCGCUUGGCAGAUUAAUAUUUGAUUAUCCCCUUGACACACUAUUUUCAUUUAUUCUGAAUCAACAUUCAAAUUUGUAUGAGAUUUGCAAGAAAGGGAUGUUUAUGUUCAUCAUAAAUUUAAUUUUAUUUAGUAAAUAAACCAUAGAAUUUUUUUUUACAUUAUCAAUAAAACAAAUUGUGUUUCUAAUGUACCAUAAAAUAAUUUGAAGAUAAUUGUUAAUGUUACUGCCACUUGAAGAAAUUGAUAUUUCUUUGUUUAUUUUAUAUUAUUCCCAAACGCCAAUAACUUGGUGCAAUAUUUAUCUAUUUAUUUAUAAUGUCUCAAAUAUAAGUCUUUGGUGCAUUUUUAUGUUCAAUCAUUAUUCAGUAUACUUUCAUCGUCAUUGCUUAAAAAAAGUAUGUGAAUAAAAAGCAUUCUUCAUUAUAUUUUUCUGUACCAUAAAUCUUUAAUUGUAUUGAAAUUAUUUUUGAAUUUCAAUUUUUAUUGAAAAAUAGGUUAUAACAUAAUUUGCAAUGUUAUUUUUGUACAUAAUUAUGAUAAAAUGUAACAAAAUGACUAUGUCUAAUAAAGAUUAUUUAUGUCAACAUAUAUUAUAUGGCAUUAUCAGAAUAGUCAUGUAUUAGAUUUUGAAAAAUAGAAUGAUAUAUAUAUAUAUAUAUAAUAGAAUGAAAUGUAUAACUGGAUAGCCACAGUAUAUAUAUAUUGUUGUGACUGCAGUAUCUAAAGCAUUAACAAACACCAUGCCCAAAAUUAUUAUUGACAGAUAGGUGCCAUGGGGAGACAUAUUAAUCUUUAUUUUAUCUGAGAUUAAAUAACUUGUUUUCUUAAUUUUUGACAACAUGAAUAAUUAUAUAUUAUAUUCAUUCCUAAUAUAAAUUAGCUGUUUAUUUAUUAGAGGGUUUGAAUUUAUUGUUAUAGAUUAGAGAUAUAUAUGACUUAUGUCUCUGUAUAGAUGUAUUAUCUAUGUUAUUGUACAUAUUUCUAGAUGUAUAUAAUAUUAAUAUAUUAAAUCUAGGGUAUAAAUUUAGCUUCCUAUUAGCUGUAUAUUAUUAAUAUUUACUUGGCAUUAGUAAUGUUCAUGUAAAUAUUAGUAUCUGCAGACAUAAAUCUGUAUUUAAAAAUUAGAAAAUAGUAUCAAUUGUCAAAAUAUACAACAGAGGUAUUAGGUUUAAAAUGUUUAUACAUGUUUUCAUUUCAAAACAAUAUCUGUAUCAUUUGACUUGCUUAAUGACUUUCAUUAAAACAAAAAUCAAGGAUUUAUUUCAAAAUAAAAACGGCACUAAAACAAAGAAAAUUACACCAUGAGCAAGAGAGGUACUGUGUUUCAGAGAAUUUGGGGUAUCAAGGUACACAAUUUUAAAUGGUGAAUUAACAUUUAAUAAAUGUAAUAAUAUCGCGCUUUGCAGUAAACUGUAGGUUACCAAUCAUUUUUAUUAGGUUAACAGUUAAAAGUUUGUAUCUCAAGUUAAUUUUGAAUAGAUCAUACUGAUUUAUAAAAGUUAUGUAUUACUGUUUUGUUUGGUUGUUAUUGCUAUUCUAUAAUACAUCAUUCUUUAUGUUUAAAAAUAUUAUACCUUAUGAUAAGUUGAAUAUUAUGUAGGCCUACUCUAUUUUCACAAGUCUCUUUCAUACAAUUCAGCUAAAUAUACAUUUUCUUUUGUUGUUAUAGAAAUUAAUAUAUCAAAAAAUAAAAAAAGCAAUAUGUUCAAAAAUGCAGUUG